Lasiodiplodia theobromae is the source of this 1386-nucleotide messenger RNA. RefSeq names its product Lin1 family protein. NCBI's taxonomy places the organism in Eukaryota, Fungi, Ascomycota, Dothideomycetes, Botryosphaeriales, Botryosphaeriaceae. Gene Ontology annotation, molecular function: protein binding. Gene Ontology annotation, cellular component: U5 snRNP. Bases 1 to 1386 code for a protein of 461 amino acids. The transcript has a single exon. The record is from RefSeq and is a predicted model, not a curated record.
AUGUCCGCCUCGCGCCCCAAACGCGCCCCAGACCUGCCCUUCCCCGACGGCGGGGCGGGGGCCUCCGACGCCUCGAACAAGAAGCCGCGCUUCGACUACCGCAACCCGUCGACGUUGGCCGCCGACGCGCCCGAAGAGGACGCCAUCCUCGAGGCCGACGAGAUCGGCAAGGCGCAGCGGCAGGUGAAGCGCAAUGCCGUCAAGAUUGACGGCUACGAGUCCGACUCGAGCGAGGAGAACUUCGACGCCCGCGCCGAGGAGAAAGCGCGUCAGGCGAAAGCGGCGGAGCAGGCGAGCAAGGAUGCGGACGACGCCGACAUGUUUGCCGACUUGGAGGAGGACUUCAAGGACGGCGACGAGGACGAGGAGCUCAACCGUGAGGGCAAGGGCAAGAAGAAGACCGUCACGUUUUUGGAGGAGGACCAGAUAGAGGGGCAGGUCGCGGACAGCAAAUCGGGCGGGCACGUGUCGGCGGACUUCUCGAUGGAUAACAAGGGCAAGGGCAAGGCGAAAGAUGACGAUGAGGAUAGCAGCAGCGAGAGCGGUGGCGACGAGGAGCGCGACCGCGUGGACAGCGAUAUGGACGAAGAGCUUGGCGCUGGCUCCAAGAAGAAGCACGCACCAAAGCUCGACGCUUUCAACAUGAAGCAGGAAAACGAGGAGGGUCGAUUCGACGACCAAGGAAAUUACAUCCGCAAGGCGAAUGACCCAGAUGCUGUGCACGAUACAUGGCUGGAGGGCUUGUCGAAGAAGGACAUGAAAAAGGCGAAGGAAGCGGAGGAGAAGCGCGAGGAGGAGCGCCGCAAGCGCGCCAUCGCAGACGACCAGGUGCUCACCAGUGACAUCCUAGCAACCCUCAUCACCCGCCUGGAGCGCGGCGAGACCGUCCUGGAAGCCCUCGCACGCCUCGGAACCGGCAAGAAGAAGGAAAAGCCGAAACCCAAGUGGCAGAAGAACAAGCGGAAAGCCAAUGGGGGCACGGAGAACGGUGACGCAAUGGAUGUCGACCCGGCCCAGAAGGAGGAGGACCCAGCGGAGAAGCGCCGCCGCGAGGCUGUUGAGACUCUCACCGGUGCAGCCGACCAGUUGCUCACGCGCGGCCAGUCAGAAAUUUACGAGCAAGAGCGCGAGCUUUUGAUACGACAAUACAAGCGCGAGACAGGCGACGAUUGGGUAGAUCCGCCGAAGGAGGAUGAGGCUGUGGGUGAAGGGGAAACCAAAAUGUGGGAGUACAGGUGGUCCGAUGCCAGGGAUGGUGGCGAGAGACACGGCCCCUAUGAUGGUCAGACGAUGAACGCCUGGAGUGACGCAGGGUACUUUGGCGAAGGAGUGGAGUUCAGAAGAGUAGGCGAAUCGGGUUGGGAACGAGUUGUAGAUUUCUUGUAA